AUGCUCCAGGUGUCUGUCCGUUUCACUAUAGCAGAGUGGGACCUGCUGGAUCCGGGCCAGAAAACCCUCUACAGGGAAGUAAUGCAGGAGAACUAUCGGAGCGUCAUCUCUCUGGGUAAGGAGGAUCUUCCAGAAGUGCCAAAGAAACUUUUUGCAUGUUCAGAGUGUGGAAAAAGAUUCAGUCAAAGUGCAUCUCUUCAACUGCAUCAGAGAAUCCACACAGGAGAGAAACCUUUUGAAUGCUCAGAGUGUGGAAAGAGAUUCAGUCAGAAUGGCACUCUAAAACUGCAUCACAGAACCCACACAGGGGAGAAACCUUUUGAAUGCUCACAGUGUGCUAAGAAAUUCAGUCGGAGUGACCAUCUUCAGCAGCACCAGAGAACCCACACAGGGGAGAAACCUUUUGUAUGCUCAGAGUGUGGAAAAAGAUUCAGUCAAAGUGCAUCUCUUCAACUGCAUCAGAGAUCCCACACAGGGCAGAAACCUUUUCCAUGCUCAGAGUGUGGAAAGAAAUUCAGUCUAAGUGUGUCUCUUCAUCAGCAUCAGAGAAUCCACACAGGGGAGAAACCUUUUGAAUGCUCAGAGUGUGGAAAGAGAUUCAGUCAGAAUGGCACUCUAAAACUGCAUCACAGAACCCACACAGGGGAGAAACCUUUUGAAUGCUCACAGUGUGCUAAGAAAUUCAGUCGGAGUGACCAUCUUCAGCAGCACCAGAGAACCCACACAGGGGAGAAACCUUUUGUAUGCUCAGAGUGUGGAAAAAGAUUCAGUCAAAGUGUAUCUCUUCAACUGCAUCAGAGAUCCCACACAGGGCAGAAACCUUUUCCAUACUCAGAGUGUGGAAAGAAAUUCAGUCUAAGUGUGUCUCUUCAUCAGCAUCAGAGAAUCCACACAGGGGAGAAACCUUUUGAAUGCUCAGAGUGUGGAAAGAGAUUCAGUCGGAGUGGCAGUCUAAAACUGCAUCAGAGAACCCACACAGGGGAGAAACCUUUUGAAUGCUCAGAGUGUGGAAAGAGAUUCAGUCAGAAUGGCACUCUAAAACUGCAUCACAGAACCCACACAGGGGAGAAACCUUUUGAAUGCUCACAGUGUGCUAAGAAAUUCAGUCGGAGUGACCAUCUUCAGCAGCACCAGAGAACCCACACAGGGGAGAAACCUUUUGUAUGCUCAGAGUGUGGAAAAAGAUUCAGUCAAAGUGCAUCUCUUCAACUGCAUCAGAGAUCCCACACAGGGCAGAAACCUUUUCCAUGCUCAGAGUGUGGAAAGAAAUUCAGUCUAAGUGUGUCUCUUCAUCAGCAUCAGAGAAUCCACACAGGGGAGAAACCUUUUGAAUGCUCAGAGUGUGGAAAGAGAUUCAGUCAGAAUGGCACUCUAAAACUGCAUCACAGAACCCACACAGGGGAGAAACCUUUUGAAUGCUCACAGUGUGCUAAGAAAUUCAGUCGGAGUGACCAUCUUCAGCAGCACCAGAGAACCCACACAGGGGAGAAACCUUUUGUAUGCUCAGAGUGUGGAAAAAGAUUCAGUCAAAGUGUAUCUCUUCAACUGCAUCAGAGAUCCCACACAGGGCAGAAACCUUUUCCAUGCUCAGAGUGUGGAAAGAAAUUCAGUCGAAGUGCGUCUCUUCAUCAGCAUCAGAGAAUCCACACAGGGGAGAAACCUUUUCAGUGCUCCGAGUGUGGAAAGAGAUUCAGUCAGAGUAGCCAUCUUCAACUGCACCAGAGAACCCACACAGGGGAGAAACCUUUUGCAUGCUCAGAGUGUGGAAAGAGAUUCAAUUUAAGUGCGACUCUUCAUCGGCAUCAGAGAAUCCACACAGGAGAGAAACCUUUUGAAUGCUCAGAGUGUGGAAAGAGAUUCAGUCAGAGCAGAUUCAGUCACAGUGGUGAUCUUCGAAAGCAUCAGAGAACCCACACAGGGGAGAAAUCUUUUGAAUGCUCAGAGUGUGGGAAGAGAUUCAGUCAGAGUAGUCAUCUUCAGCUGCACCAGAGAACCCACACAGGGGAGAAACCUUUUGAAUGCUUAGAGUGUGGAAAGAGAUUCAGUCAGAGUGGCACUCUGCACCAGCACUGGAGAACCCACGCAGGGGAGAAACCUUUUACCUUUGAUCUAAAUAUUAAUUACCGAUGUUUGGAUGUGUACGUGUGGGAAUGA
This is a messenger RNA of Heteronotia binoei (common prickly gecko), 2154 nucleotides long. Its product is annotated as zinc finger protein 420-like. The record is from RefSeq and is a predicted model, not a curated record. Bases 1 to 2154 code for a protein of 717 amino acids. The transcript is spliced from 5 exons. Gene Ontology annotation, biological process: regulation of DNA-templated transcription. NCBI's taxonomy places the organism in Eukaryota, Metazoa, Chordata, Lepidosauria, Squamata, Gekkonidae.